Messenger RNA from Lithohypha guttulata, 3342 nucleotides. RefSeq lists its product as uncharacterized. NCBI's taxonomy places the organism in Eukaryota, Fungi, Ascomycota, Eurotiomycetes, Chaetothyriales, Trichomeriaceae. Gene Ontology annotation, cellular component: prospore membrane. The transcript has a single exon. The record is from RefSeq and is a predicted model, not a curated record. The coding region runs from base 1 to 3342 and encodes 1113 amino acids. Gene Ontology annotation, biological process: protein localization to prospore membrane.
AUGGAUGCAGCACUAUUUCCAGUGGGAACGAACGCCUCCUCUCAUGGUAUUUCUGGCCUUGAUGCGAACUCGUAUACUGCUCACAAGCUGAAGCAUGCAACCCCAGAGCAUCUACACCUCACGACCCGCCGCUUCUUUAUUGGUCCAAUACCAGAAGGAUGGCUGAGCAGCAACCGCAAGUCAUGGUAUAAGAGGAGGCUCGAGCUGAACUCUUAUUCUUCCAAGGCUGCAACUUUCCAUGCUGCUGCGGGUCAGGCACAUCACCAAAGAAGCAGGACUGGAUUAGAUCGCUCAGCAGCCGCACGUUUGAGUAUAAGCUUUCCACAACCGGAGGAUGUUGAGGACUCAAGAAGUGAAAGAGGCGAUGGGAUAGAUUCUGCUCAGGAAGAUGACGAGUAUGGCCUGGAAGAUACAGUCGAGAUGGAGCCAGUGUCAACUCUCGACCAGAACGCGUUCAGUGAUGGGGAAACAGAAUCCCAAUUGCCAGAAACUCCACUGGAUCCUUCGAGACCACCUGCCUUGCACAAUCUUGAUGGCGCCUCUGCUGGCUCGUUGCAGGAAGAUGUCUUCGUUACACCUGCGCCAUCUCCGCAAGUCAGAAGAGAAGGUGAAUCAGGCAUAGACAUACAAGAAAUACCACCUGAAUCAGAUUUAGCAACCCGACCUAGCACAGAUGCCAACUUCUCAGACACGCUACGGACAUCUGCCUCAGUCACUGGCGGUUCUUCCUUCCGCCAAUAUGGGUUGACUGCCCGGCAGGACAGCAUUGAAGCCGGUAGUAGGACGGCUUUGCUCGCUCCUGCUAAGCCGGAAGACGAGCCAUCACCUUCAAGAAAAGAUAAAAACGCGCUCGACAAGCACGACCCGCGUCCUGUCACUCAAAAAUCCGACGAGCACCACCUUCAGAAGGAUCGAUCAGCAGGAGUGCGUUUCAGGGUUGGUGAAGCCGUGGCAGAUAGAGGAAGACGGGUUGGCAAAAGAGCAGACAACGCGAAAAAUAAGGUCGGACGCAGAAUUGCACGAAGACAGACCCUCCAGGAAGGUAUCAUUGUGAAAAUGGAAAAAAUGCUCGUCAGAGUCGACACGACCUUACAACAGGUGCCUGCUGAAUACGAUGAGAACGAUAGCAUGAGGAUGGCGACUAAAGUAGUAGAAAAGUGGAGGGAAUUCAUGGUGGUGGCAAGAAAGAGUCGAAGAGACGACGAAGAGGACUUUCGCCUGCAAUUCUACAAGACUCGGGUCAUUCCUGAAAUCGAUGACAAUUCAGGCAAGAAGAAGCCUACGCGGGAGAUCAAGCUCAUCCGCAAAUCGACUCAUGUCAAUCUGUUCUCCUCUCUAGACAAAUCCUUGGUUGUAUGGCAUCCUUGUAGAAAAGGCACUAGGAUCACAGUCAUGAAAUGUGAGUCGGCCGCUACUUCUGUCGAAUGGUACACUUUCCUCAGAGACGCGCUUGGCUGGAAACGGCCCGACACUUUGCAAGUCUCGGUCCCAGGUUUGGACGUUACACUGCAGAUCGAGAAGCCUUUCGACGACCUCGUCAAAGCCGGUCGAGACGCUCGAGACGCUCAAGACGAAGAGACAGCUCUGGCAAAGGCUGAGGAAGCAGAACAAGCCAUUGCCGGCAGGAUCGUCAACCAGUGUACAGAUAUGCUUCGCAAAAAUCCCGAGUGGUCAGACAUUGUCCAAAAGUGGUCAGCUACCUCGAAACCUGGGCUGGCAUGGAAAAGGUAUGAUCGGCUUGAAUGGAUACAUGGCGUAAAUGAACAAAAGAUGUACGGCUCUAUGGCAAUGCAGCAUUCUUAUGAGCUCGAACUGCGACCUAAAGUACAUUAUCCUCAAACUGCCACAGGCAAUAAUGGCAGGGAGCACGAGGAGCCUGCACCAAUCGAGGGGUUCUUGAUACGGAUGACCUCACAGAAGGGUAUUCACAAGCGUCUUGGGAAGACUUUCUUCAAAAGAUUGUACUUCUCUACUCAUGAUCAGUUUCUAAUAUUCAGUCGUCCAGCCCAAGCGACACCACCACAUCCACCAAGGCUGCAGACUACAAGUGGCGCUGAUGUACCUUCAGCACGAGAGAUCGUCGAAAAGACACCGAUCAUGUUCGAUAUUGAUCCAUAUCCUCUCAACACCUCACAAACAGAAGUUGAAUGGCUUGCUUCCGGUAUCCCAGAUAGCGUACAACGUCAUGACAGAGAAGCUCUUGAAGAAGCUCGCCGGAAUCAUGCCAACCUUGACUCUUCUGAUGGCUAUAUCAAUAUGACUCGUAUCAGGACGGUUCGCCAGAUGCGAUGGGGUACCGACGAAGUAGACGAUACAAUCGAUUCAGGCCCUGACGUCGACUUUCAUGAGUCAGUACCAGAUACAGUCACUCCUGAUGGUGCCACUUCGAACAUAGACGACAACCGAAUAUUCGAACUCAUCCUUGAUAAUAGCCUUGUGAUCCGUCUCCAGGCUUACGACAACCGGACGCGUGAUGAAUGGAUUCGACGACUUAAGCAGUUAGUCAAGUACUGGAAAAUCCGCAAAACAGCAGACAUGAACACCUUCAAACAGGUCAGAGCUACAAAUCUGACCACUCUUAAGAUAGACGAGGAUGUGGAAGCUGAACUGGGUCAAUUCGGACACAAAUGGGAGGUCACUCGUUCCGAAGCUUCACCACAAUUGUACAAUAUCUGCUCCAUUUCGAACUGUCGUACAAUCUCCCUGUCUGGCCUUCUCUACCGCAAAGCUCGUCGGCAUGGCACUUUUCAAAGAUGUGGUGUAGUGUUGGCAGGUGGCAAGAUGCUGAUAUAUCAAUCAACUCUACGCACAUCGUCCGGCAAGCAGGUGCCGAACAUACAUCAAGAAAAGCAGGAGGCAAUCGAUCUGCGGGGCUGUUACAUCUACAGCGGCUUGAUAGUAGACGAUGACUUGCUCUACCAAAACCGGACAUUCGAUGCCAAUCACAUUGGGACUAUGGCUUCGUUGCCUAGAGUCUGGACUGAAGACGGCUGGACCAGUACAGACGUUGAUGUGAUGUGCUGUUUCGUGGUCUGGAUGAACACCCGGAAGGGUUGGUUCAGAACUGCGGGUAACACGAUAUUUGGCAGAGAGAACAACCCUUCAAAUGCCACUGACGACACCAAUACUGCCAAUAAUGAGAGCAGCCUAGGCAAGCAGCGAGCUAAGCUGAAGAGGGUCAAACAGCUUGGUGUGCCUGGACGUGGCAUAGUGUUCAAGUGCAGAUCUCGUGCUGAAAGGAAUCUUUGGGUGUUGAACCUGAACAUUGAGCUUGAGAGACUGGUUGCCAGGCAAAAGUGGGAAGCUGAAGCUGAAGGAGGUGAGGUCAGGUUGGCUGGAUAG